Molecule: messenger RNA, 333 nt
Organism: Daucus carota subsp. sativus
Lineage: Eukaryota; Viridiplantae; Streptophyta; Magnoliopsida; Apiales; Apiaceae
Exons: 1
Coding region: 1-333 (110 amino acids)
Source: RefSeq, a predicted model, not a curated record
AUGGCUAGAUCAAUGCUUACUCUGGUAAAGAAAGUCGAGAAUCAAGUUCAACCACUGGUCGAGACGCCACCCGUGGCAGCGGUAGUGGAGCCAAGCCAGUCCAGCAGGAGCAGCACACACAAGUCCAUAGAGACCUUAGUUGUUGUGCUAGCAGUGAUCAUAAUUGUUGGUGUGAUUGCAGGGAUCAUAGCCCGGCUAUGCGGUGGCCGACAUUACGGUGGCAACGGGGAGCAUGACAUCGAAGGAUGGGUAGAAAGGAAAUGCAGAAAUUGCAUUGAUGCUGGAGUUGCAGAUACAGCAAAGCCAGCAGCAGCUGAAGAAACAAAGAAGUAG